CUGUGGGCAGGCCUUGUGCUGAGCUCAGGGUCGGUGCUGCGGAUCUGUGACCUUCCUCUCAGCCGAGGAUGAGGAAGACAUCUGUUGUUCUCUGACAGCCGCUGACUUUUACUUUUUCUUUGGGACCAUUUUCACUUUUUAACAAACGCUUGGACUCGCUGUGAGCUGACGUAUCUGCCACCAAAUACCAGCCCGCUGCCUCCUUCCCACAGAUCUUAAUUUAUUUACCGUCACGGGUUUUUCAAACAGACUGACGUAAAAUGUCUCUACUUGUAACUGACCUGACCAGGGGAGCGAUGACGGAGUUCCAGGAGAAGCUCCGUAAGCAGCACGAGGAGUUGAUGCACCGCGAGCUGGAGGCGCUGCUCACCACAGCCGACAAGACGGAGGCGGAGAUCUCCAGAAAGGAUUUCGAUGGCUUCAAAAAGCUCUUCCACAGAUUCCUUCAGGUCAAAGGUCCCGCAGUCGACUGGUGCAAGAUCAACCGGCCGCCAGAGGACUCGAUCCAGCCCUACAAGAAGAUCAAGGCGAAGGGUCUCCCCGACAACAUCGCCGCCAGCCUCAACAAGCUCGCUGUGGUCAAACUGAAUGGAGGUCUGGGAACCAGCAUGGGCUGCAAGGGCCCCAAGAGUCUGAUCAGCGUCCGCAACGAGAACACCUUCCUGGACCUGACGGUGCAGCAGAUCGAGCAUCUGAACAAAACCUUUAACGCCGACGUGCCGCUGGUCCUGAUGAACUCCUUCAACACCAACGAAGACACGAAGAAGAUCCUGCAGAAAUACAAACACCACCGGGUCAACAUCCACACCUUCAACCAGAGCAGGUAUCCCAGGAUCAACAAGGAGUCCCUGCUGCCGAUCGCCAAAAACAUGGGGAACAGCAGUGACAACACGGAGGCCUGGUACCCGCCGGGUCACGGAGACAUCUACGCCAGCUUCUACAACUCGGGGCUGCUGGACAAACUCCUCGCCGAGGGGAAAGAGUACAUCUUCGUGUCCAACAUCGACAACCUGGGCGCCACCGUCGACCUCUUCAUCCUCCACCACCUGAUGAGUCAGCCGGACGACAGACGCUGCGAGUUCAUCAUGGAGGUCACCGACAAGACCAGAGCCGACGUCAAGGGCGGUACUCUGAUCCAGUACCAGGACCACCUGAGGCUGCUGGAGAUCGCUCAGGUACCCAAGGCCCACGUGGACGAGUUCAAGUCCGUCACCAAGUUCAAGAUCUUCAACACCAACAACCUGUGGAUCUCUCUGCCCGCAAUGAAGAGGCUGCAGGAGAAGAACGCCAUGGACCUGGAGAUCAUCGUCAACCUCAAGACGCUGGAGGGCGGCCUGAACGUCAUCCAGCUGGAGACGGCGGUCGGCGCCGCCAUCAAGAGCUUCGACAACGUCAUGGGCGUGAACGUCCCCCGCAGCCGCUUCCUGCCGGUGAAGACGUCGUCCGACCUGCUGCUGGUGAUGUCGAACCUCUACAGCCUGGACGCCGGCUCGCUCACCAUGAGCAAGGAGAGGGAGUUUCCCACCACGCCGCACGUCAAACUGGGCAGCUCCUUCACCAAAGUUCAGGAGUUUCUGGCCAGAUUCGAGAACAUCCCGGACAUGCUGGAGCUGGACCACCUCACCGUGUCUGGAGACGUCACCUUCGGAAAGAACGUCUCCCUGAAGGGAACCGUCAUCAUCAUAGCCAAUCACGGCGACCGGAUCGAUAUUCCCGCCGGAGCCAUGCUGGAGAACAAGAUCGUUUCAGGAAACCUGCGGAUCCUGGACCACUGAGGCCUUCUUGGGGGGGGGGGGCAAAGCCAUUUGCACCUUGAAGAAACUUAGAGAUUAUAUUCUUCUCUUCUGUGAUGAACGGCACAGCUGUUACAGAGACAAUCAGUUUGUUUGUGUCCUUGUCAAACAGCAGCUUUUAAUGUGAAGUCAGCCUGAAAGGGUCAAAGGUCAACCUCCUGCUUCCUCCUGACACAGCUUGCAGACGUUCAGCUCAUCGUGAAGCUUUUCAGAAAAACAAAAUAAAACAGUCGCUGCCAAGUCUGGUCUGAUU
This is a messenger RNA of Xiphias gladius (swordfish), 2046 nucleotides long. RefSeq names its product UTP--glucose-1-phosphate uridylyltransferase-like. Lineage: Eukaryota; Metazoa; Chordata; Actinopteri; Istiophoriformes; Xiphiidae. Bases 261 to 1775 code for a protein of 504 amino acids. The record is from RefSeq and is a predicted model, not a curated record. The transcript is spliced from 10 exons. Gene Ontology annotation, cellular component: cytoplasm. Gene Ontology annotation, molecular function: UTP:glucose-1-phosphate uridylyltransferase activity. Gene Ontology annotation, biological process: glycogen metabolic process; UDP-alpha-D-glucose metabolic process.